GCAUAGUGCAAGUGAUUUAAUUAACAUAAAUAAUCAUAUAUGUUAACUGUGAUCAAAUUCAUCUAACAGAAAAUUUGUGGAUAAGUAAAUAUGAUAUCUUCGUGGUACUAUGUUGCUGCAUCCGUUGUCUUAUUUAUUGUUUAUUAUCGAAAAUGUCGUGAAUGUGUUUGGGGAAGAUGUAAGAAUACGAGUAGUUUACAAGAUAGAGUUUUUAUCGUAACAGGAGCUAAUUCUGGUAUUGGUAAGGAAACUGCAAAAGAAUUAGCUAAAAGAAAAGCUACAGUUGUUAUGGCUUGUCGAAACAUGCAAAAUGCCAAAAAUGUUAUUUCUGAGAUACGUCAUCAAAUUUCUAAUGGUGAACUGAUUCCGAUGGAAUUAGAUCUUGCAUCAUUUUCAUCAAUCAGAGAAUUUGCCGCUGAAAUUUUAAAAAAUUUUCCUAAAAUUCAUGUAUUAAUUAAUAAUGCCGGAGUAUACAGACCACUUAGGGAUCGUGCGUUUACUGAAGAUGGAUUUGAAAUUCACUUUGGUGUUAAUUAUCUUGGACAUUUUUUAUUAACCAAUUUACUCAUAGAACGUCUUAAAGAGAGUGCACCUAGCAGAGUAGUAAUUGUAACUUCUAAACUUCUGGAAUCAGGUGUUGUUGAUUUUUCUAAUUUAAAUGGUGAAAAAUGUUUAACGAUUAAGACACGUAUGAAUCCAUUUUAUUCUAACUCUAAAUUAGAGAAUAUGUAUUUUGGCAUAGAACUUGCUCAAAGAAUGAAAGAACACAACGUUAAUGUUUAUAUGGUUUGUCCUGGAUUUGCUUAUACAGGAUUAUUCAGACAUGUUAAACGAAGUUUAUACCAUUAUAUUUUGUUCAUGCCAAUGGCUUUAUUAUUCUUAAGAACUGCAAAUCAGGCUGCGCAGACUGUGUUACAUUGUGCUAUUGAACCUUCUUUAGCCAAUGAAAGUGGACAUCUUUAUCGAAAUUGCGAACUUUAUGAGCCCAAUAAGCAAUUCAGUUCCGAUAUAGCGCAUGAAUUAUGGGAAAAAAGUGUUGAAUUGACUGCUUCCAAAGAGACUGCUAAAUAAAUCAUGUUUUGUCUGAUUUACAUCAUUUUACUGUAAAUGAUUUGGCUCAGUCAAAUUUUAUUUUUGUAUAUAAAUGAGUACUGUAAUAGA
This is a messenger RNA of Polistes dominula (European paper wasp), 1161 nucleotides long. RefSeq names its product retinol dehydrogenase 11. The record is from RefSeq and is a predicted model, not a curated record. NCBI's taxonomy places the organism in Eukaryota, Metazoa, Arthropoda, Insecta, Hymenoptera, Vespidae.